AUGUGCAGUAUUACAGCAUUGGCUCACUUACGAGCUAUAUUGUUGUUCUUUUUGGAUAUAUUUGGGUCAUGUGGGUAUAACAUUGCCCAACAAGCAGUUUUUUUUCACAGCAUUAAAUCUCUCUUCAUGAACAAACCCUUGAUCAUUGUUUGCAAUAAGACUGAUCUGCAGUCAUUUGAUGGCAUAUAUGAGGAAGAUAGGAAGUUGGUCAUGGAGAUGAAAUCUGAAGCCUUGAAGACAGUGAUUGGUCAAGGAGGUGAGCCUAAAAAUGAAGAAGGGGUGCUAUUGACUAUGAGCACUUUGACUAAGGAUGGGGAAAUUACUAUGAAGAAUUCUGCUUGUGAAAGGUUUCAUGUUGCACUACCUAAACCACGAGAUCAGAAGGAUAGGCCUCCUUGCAUACCUCAGGCAAUUUUGGGAGCUAAAGCUACGCAAGCAACAGAGGAGAAGAAGAGAAAAAAUGAAAAGGAUUUGGAGGAGGAGAAUAGUGGUGCUGGUGUAUUCUCUGAUAGCUUGAAGAAUGACUAUUUAUUAGCAAAUGACGAAUGGAAAGAGGAUGUACUGCUUGAAUUUCUAGAUGGUCACAAUGUGUAUGAAUUUAUUGACCUAAAUAUCUUGUUAAGACUUGAAGAGCUGGAGCGUGAUAAGGGUCUUCUGCAAGCGGAGGAAAAAGGUGAUGACUUUGAGAUGGAUGGUGAAGCUGAGAUUAGGAAAAAAAGCUUGCUUAUUCAACAACAUAUAAUGAAGAAAAGAAGCGCAGAAAGUUGGCCUGUUGUACAAAGAAAAUUUGACACAGAUAUACAGUUUAACACAGAGAGAAUGGGCAGGCAGCUAUCUUCUUUGGGGCUGGAUCCAUCUCUUGCAAUUAAUUAUGCUCGUAGCAAUUCAAGGGGCUGGAAAAGGGAGUGA
Messenger RNA from Hibiscus syriacus, 909 nucleotides. Its product is annotated as nucleolar GTP-binding protein 1-like. Gene Ontology annotation, cellular component: nucleolus. The transcript is spliced from 2 exons. NCBI's taxonomy places the organism in Eukaryota, Viridiplantae, Streptophyta, Magnoliopsida, Malvales, Malvaceae. The record is from RefSeq and is a predicted model, not a curated record. Gene Ontology annotation, biological process: ribosomal large subunit biogenesis. Gene Ontology annotation, molecular function: RNA binding; GTPase activity; GTP binding. The coding region runs from base 1 to 909 and encodes 302 amino acids.